GGGCAAAAAAAUGGACCUGCUGUUCCUCUUAGCAGCUGCAUUUCUGGUUGCAGAAGCUCAGGCCUGCCCGGAAGUCUGUGUCUGUGUGGCGAGGAAGAACUACAGCCGUCACAUAGCAGACUGCUCUUACCAGGACCUCCACGCAGUCCCUGCUGGCCUUCCCGCAAACGCGACCACCCUGACUUUGUCGGUCAACCGCAUCACCUCCCUCCGAGAAGACUCCUUCAUCGAAGUCAGCCAUCUACAGGGCCUGUGGUUGUCCUACAAUGAGAUCAACACCAUCAGGAAGGGCACUUUCGGCUUCCUGGCGCAACUGAAGAAUCUGGAUCUCAGCCACAACCAGAUUACGGAUUUCCCGUGGGGGGACCUGCGAAAACUGACGGCUCUGGAGUUGCUGAAGUUGAGCAAUAACUGGCUGGAGAAGGUCCCUCUGGAGGCCUUCUCCACACUGAAGGACCUGAGGUCUCUCUGGCUGAAUGACAACAGACUCACCAUCCUCUCCGAAGGCACUUUCGACUCCAUGCCUUUGCUGUCCUUGCUGCAAAUGAACAACAACCCUUUCAAUUGCUCCUGCAAGAUCUGGUGGUUGAAACGGUGGCUCGAGAGCUCUUCCGUUUCCGCCCCAGAGAAGGAAUCCAUCACGUGUGCCACUCCUAAAGACUUGAAAGGUCACGUUCUUUGGAGAACCUUGGCUCUGGACUGCAGACUUCCCUCCGUCCAGCUGACUUACCGUUCCAGCCUGGACAACUCCGUCUUGCAUGACGGACUUAGCCUUCUGCUGGACUGCAGUGCUGUGGGGAAGCCGCAGCCGGAGAUCGGAUGGAAAAUCCAGAUGUCUGGCCAAACUGUGGUGAUCAACGGGCCAAACGCAGAAGAAGAAGAAGGAGACAACUUGCUAGCGGAUGCAAGCUCCGAGGAGAGCCCAGGGCGUUUUCUGGUCUUCAGGAACGGCUCUAUGGCCAUCUCGAAGUUCAGCAAAGCGGAUGAAGGGAUCUACACCUGCCGGGCUGUUAAUGAUGUUGGGUGGCGGGAGGUCUCGGUCAAUGUGGCUUUGAGCAGCUCGGAAAACCCAGCGGACGAUCUCCUCCAAAACGACAUCCAAGCCAGCAAGCCCCGAUCCAAGUCCUGCGACAAGGAAGAGCUUCCCCCGUCAGAAGAGAAGGUGGUGGUCAUCUACCUAACGCCGACGGGGUCAAAGACCACCACCAACAGGGGAAUCCUUUGGGAGCCCUGGCUGUGGGGCAGCUGGUUGAUGCUUUUCUCACUUGCUUUGUAGACCUAAAGCUCUCGAAUUCCUGUUAAUGAGCGUACAAAUGUAGUCCUGGACUAUGGAGGUAGAAAAUGGAAACGUGCCUUUCAACUUGCACUGAUCGGAUCAGGGGUUUUCAUCAGUUAUACUAGCCAGCUCCC
Messenger RNA from Heteronotia binoei (common prickly gecko), 1410 nucleotides. It is a transcript of the gene ISLR, whose product is annotated as immunoglobulin superfamily containing leucine rich repeat. The record is from RefSeq and is a predicted model, not a curated record. Gene Ontology annotation, molecular function: protein binding. The transcript has a single exon. The coding region runs from base 11 to 1276 and encodes 421 amino acids. Lineage: Eukaryota; Metazoa; Chordata; Lepidosauria; Squamata; Gekkonidae.